UCGUGUCACACACACUGGUUUGUUAAUUGUGAAGCAUUAACAAUGGACAUGUAUAAAUAGAGAGAGUCUUGAGGCAGUGGUUUGCACCUAAAUCCCAUCUUCUAUCUUCUUCAUUCUCUGAGAGAGUAGUGAAGAGAGUAACCAAUGGCUUCUUAUUCCUCCUCAUUUAUUAGAACCAUCACUAUCUGUGUGUUUGUGGUCCUGGUUGUUGGGAUGGCCUCUGCUCAGCUAUCAUCUACUUAUUAUAACAGUUCAUGUCCCAACGCCCUCUCAACCAUCAAGUCUGCGGUCAAUUCUGCAGUGGCCAAUGAACGUCGAAUGGGCGCUUCCCUUCUUCGUCUACAUUUCCAUGAUUGCUUUGUCAAUGGUUGCGAUGCAUCUAUUCUGUUGGACGACACAGCAAACUUCACCGGAGAGAAGACGGCAAAACCGAAUAACGGAUCAGUCCGAGGAUUCGAUGUGAUCGACACCAUCAAAUCCAAAGUUGAGAGCAUCUGCCCUGGUGUUGUCUCCUGUGCUGAUAUUGUUGCCGUUGCUGCUCGUGACUCUGUUGCCGCUUUGGGUGGCCCUUCCUGGACUGUUCAGCUAGGAAGAAGAGAUUCAACCACAGCAAAUUUAAGCACUGCAAACAGUGACAUACCUGCACCGACCUUGAAUCUUAGUGGGCUCAUCUCUGCCUUCUCCAAUAAAGGUUUAACUGCUAAGGAAAUGGUGGCUCUCUCAGGAUCUCACACCAUAGGCCAAGCUAGGUGCACAAAUUUCAGAGCUCGCAUCUACAAUGAGACCAACAUAAAUACAUCCUUUGCAUCAUCGCUGAAGUCGAAUUGCCCGAGCAACGGCAGUGACAACAAUCUCUCCCCCCUUGACGCCAUAAGCCCAACUAGCUUUGAUAAUGCUUAUUACAAGGACCUGGUGAGCAAGAAGGGGUUGUUACACUCCGAUCAACAGCUCUACAAUGGUGGCUCCACAGAUUCUCAAGUUACUACCUACAGUAGAAGCUCCUCCAGUUUCUUAACUGAUUUUGCAAAUGCGAUGGUGAAGAUGGGAAACCUCAGUCCACUCACGGGGACUAACGGGCAGAUCAGAACCAAUUGUAGGAAGACCAACUAAUACCGAUCAGCCCUUCUUGUCCAGCUUUACCUUUCCUUCUUUUUCCUAAUCUUAUGGUCUUUGUAACUUUUUUCCCCCUUGGUUGUAUUACAAGAGUCCAAAUCCUCUCCAAUACGCUGGACGUCCAACCUGACAUCUAGGGCUCGGAGUAUCCCAGUACACACCCCUUAAUAAAAAUAAGAAUUUAUUAGGCUGGAAUUCUAGUUAUAAGCAUACUAGAGACCCAUUUUGUUGUU
This is a messenger RNA of Macadamia integrifolia, 1346 nucleotides long. Its product is annotated as cationic peroxidase 1-like. Lineage: Eukaryota; Viridiplantae; Streptophyta; Magnoliopsida; Proteales; Proteaceae. Gene Ontology annotation, biological process: hydrogen peroxide catabolic process; response to oxidative stress. The transcript is spliced from 3 exons. The record is from RefSeq and is a predicted model, not a curated record. The coding region runs from base 145 to 1110 and encodes 321 amino acids. Gene Ontology annotation, molecular function: peroxidase activity; heme binding.